Molecule: messenger RNA, 5715 nt
Organism: Exophiala mesophila
Lineage: Eukaryota; Fungi; Ascomycota; Eurotiomycetes; Chaetothyriales; Herpotrichiellaceae
Exons: 1
Coding region: 620-5311 (1563 amino acids)
Biological process (GO): regulation of DNA-templated transcription
Molecular function (GO): transcription coregulator activity
Source: RefSeq, a predicted model, not a curated record
CUUACUCCGUACUUACAUCUCCACCCACAGUUUAGACUCACCACCAGACUCACCAAACAGCGGCCCUCACCAACGUCCUCUUUUCCACCUCUACAAAACCUGGGCUCACCAUCAUCCUCACUCUCAACCUCAAUCCUCACUCAACCCUCUCAUACUCAUUCCCAUCACCUCGAACACUUUUCUCCCAACUUACACGCUCACCGAUCCUCGUCCGUCUCUGAACUUGCCGGUUGUUCACUGCCCAAAUCACAUGGCCUGCAACAUCCACACACCCCUCUACACUCCGCUAUUCUUCUCAAACCAAAACAACCUGUUGUCCAUUGAACUUAGACUUUAGUUUGUCCCACCGUCAUAAUUUGAAUAUCGACUUUGACCUACCUCCGCCCCGUCGACUCUGUCCUACCUCGACAAGCAGCCCCCUUGGACCUUUAUCACACCUCUCUCCCGCCGCCGCGCCCCCAGCACUUCCUCUCAUAACCUCGACUCCCCCACCCUCUUCACUUCCUCAUCCUCUCACUUGUCUUCCCACGACUCAACACAUCUACACACGCGGAUGCUCUAGGCUCACUGGGCCGUCACCUAGGGCCACUGCUCCUCCAUCCCUGCCGUCGUCGCCAUCAUGAACCCUCAGCAGUUCCAGAACAUGGCAGGCAUGGGUCGAGGCAUGCCCAAUACCAUGCAACAGAUGGCUAUGAAUGCCCAGAUGGGUGGUCAAAUGCCCAACCAGAUGGCCCCUCAGAUGGGCUCAAACAUGUCGGUUAACUUGGGAAACAUGGGAGGCAUGGGCAACAUGGCAAAUAUGACCAAUAUGGGUUUGCAAGCCCAGAUGCCCAACCAGAUGCCUACUCAGAUGACGAACAACAUGGGUCAGCCGAGAGGCCUGCCCCAGCAAAUGGCCGGUCAAAUGUCUCUCAGUCAUCCAUCUGUCCAGCAACACAUCUUUGAUAUGCUCAAUUCACAAGGCCCCUUCACCGGCUGGCAGGCCGGGGUCAGUGUGCGCGAGAGGGCCGCUCAAAUCAAACUCCUCGUCGACUCUCUUCGUCUCGUACGCCCUCCUGUCGAAUUGCCCCGCGCCAUCGAAGUUGCCCUUCAGUUUGAACGCAAGUGUUUCACCCAGUCCACCUCUAGAGAAGACUACACCAGGGACUGUAGUGAAAAGCUCGGUCAAAUCAGGGAUCAGAGGAUGCAGCAAAUGACUCAAUCCAACCCCGCUGCAAUGCAAUCCAUGGGCAUGCCAACCAUGCAGAUGUCGACAAAUUUCAAUCCUCAGAUACAAAACAUGACCCAGAUGAACCCUAACAUGGCCCUCGCUCCUCAUAUUCAACAACAAAUGCAGUCUUCCCCUCUGUUUGGCCAACAACAACAGCAGCCGCAACAGCAGCAGCAGCAGCAACAGGGAAAUUCACAGCAGACACCCCAGCAGCAGCAACAGCAGCAGCAACAACAACAACAACAACAACAACAAAGACCUGCUCAACAAAUGAUGGCUCAAAAUCCCAAUCCCUCUGGCCAGAACAACAUGAUGGCGGUCAACAAUAUGCAACAGAAGAACGUGCAUCUGUCUGAACUAACUAAUGACGACAACAAGGCCAUCAAUCUCAGGGCUGCCGAGCUCGCAAAAUUGACUCCCAAGGAGGAAAUGCGGAACAUUGUCGAGAAAAUGAAUCCCCAGCUGCGUCAGAAUCUCGCCCAGAAAGCCGUCGACCCCAUCAUCUACUACUUUCGCAUGCUUGCCACCAAGGAGUUUCGGAGACGCAAACACCUCGAAGGUGGCGGAGGCAGCCCUGGUACCAAUCCCUCCGCCAACACCAACAAUAUGCUCGGCCCACUUGCAGGCCAACAGGGCCAAGGUAACAAUUCCAUGGGCGACAUGGGCCGAUUUCAAGGCUUGCAAGGCGAGGGUCUGCGCGCUCAGGAGGGUGGUGAACUGGUGGUGCCCGCGAGCAAUGGCCAGGGAGUUGGUGCGGAACAGCUGCGUCUACAGCAACAAAUGAUGAACCAGAGAAUGGGUCAACAAAAUCAGAAUGCACACAACCCUGCCUUUAUUGCCCAGCAGCAGCGCUUACAACACGCCCAGGCUACAAAGAUACAACAGGCCCAGAUGCAGGCUCAAAACCAGCAGGCACAAGCUCUUCAAGCCCGGGCUCAAUCAAUGGCCGGCAAUCAACAACAACCUCAGACCCAACGACCGUCCCAAUCUACCACUCCUCUUUCCGCCCUCAACCGACCAGUUGGUCCUAAUAUUGCCGGCACGAGUCCUCAGCCGGGUUCGCAACAAGUCUCACGACCACCCUCGGGCACGCCCAUGAUGAACCAGCAGAUGCAGGUCCCGGGCCCAAUGCAACAAUCACAGCAACCCCAAAUGGCCAUGCAGGACCCUCAGAAGCGCGAACAAGCCUUGGCCAACUUUCCCGCCCCCUUGCAAGCCAUGCUUCGUCAAAAGCCCCAAAGUGAAUGGCGAAACAUCCUCAUGCACUUCCAACGACAAGGCAACGCCAUGCAACGGAGCGCAUCGCAACAGCCACAGCCGAUGCAACUCCAACAAUCUCAGCCCAAUGCAUCCAUGCAAAAUGGUACUUUUCUUGGCCAUGGUAACAUUGGACCAGCAAACAUGCAACAGUCGCUGUCCGCAGGGGCUAUGUCGGGGCAGGACCAAUCUGGGAUGCCCGGAAAUACAGGACAGCUGCAAUCAAAUCAAGAAAUGCUGCGCCAACGUCAAAUGCAGUUUCAGCAGCAGCAGCAACAACAACAACAGCAGCAGCAGCAGCAACCACAAGGUCAAAAUAUUCCACCACAAUCUCAACAGCCGAGGCCCGUCCAGCUUAAUCAACAACAAAUGAAGAUUAUGGAUCUUCAACCUGUUCCCGCUCCCGUUCUAAACAGUGUUCGCCAGCAUACACGAGUACCUGAUGUGAAAAACUGGUCCCAACUCAAGCAAUGGCUUGUUCAAAACCCUUUACCGAAUCUGCCAAUGCCUUCAGUGAUGAAUAUUCAAGCUACGCACUUUGCACAUCUGAUGAAGACAAGGAGCCAGGCAACCCCGGGACAAAUACCUGGCCAGCAGCAGCAGCAGCAACAGCCGCAACAAAUGCCGCAACCCCCAGCUCAGCAGCAAAGCUUCUCGCAGCCUAUGCAAAAUAUCAUUCCCCAACAGGCUCCCGGAAUGAUGGCCGCCCAGGCUCCUCGAGUACCCACGCCCCAAGACAUCCAGAGGAUACGAGCUUCCAAUCCCAGAUUAGCCAAUGCCUCAGAUGAUCAGAUCCGGAUGUUACUUCAUCAGCGUCAGAAGCAACAGCAGCUACAGCAACAAGCAGCCCUCCAGCAGCAAGCUGCAGCUCAGGGAGGUCAGCUGAUGCCAGGCAUGGCACCCCAAAUGAUGGCACAAAUGCCACCGCAACCAAAUCUUGGUCAACAAAACACGCCGGGACGGCAAAACUCAAUCCAAGGGCCCCGCACAGGUCAACCCCAAGCCCAGGUUGACAGCAAAGUCAAACGUCCGAACGAAGAUGAGAUGGUCGAUCUCACGGUCAACAAGGUGGCCCAGCAGUCAAACGAUGCCGGUCGACCACCACAGUCACUUUCCAAGGAGCAAUUUGCUGCGUUGGACCCGCAAAAAAAGCAAGCCUACGUGAAUUGGCAGCGCCAGCAAGUCGCCGCCCGCAGGAUCGCCGAGCUUACCAAGGAGGUUCAGAGCAGCCUACCUAAGCAUCGACCACAUACCAACAUGGACGCUGCCAGUAGGCAACGCAUCAGGAACAUUUUGACAUCCGACAACGUCAAAAAUAUGCUCGGCCGAUUCGAUGCUUUCCUGGUCGCUUUUUAUCGCAUGGAGCAGAACGAAGCUGCCAUAAAACAAUUGAUCAUGCAAAAAAUCCAGCUUUUUUCGCAAUUUAAACCUCAGGCGCUCCAGAAUAAGAGCUUUGAACUUGUGGACCACUUCAGCAUUACGGCAGAUAACGCAGAAGCGAUCAUCAACAACGUCACACUCAAGUUUCAACAAACAGCGGCGCAAAUCCCUCAACAGAACAAGUCCCAACAGCAACGCCCUGCCGCGGCUCAAUUGACACCCAAAAAUCUGAGCCUGUUGGAAGCGCAGGAACAAGAGCGCAAAAAGUCACUGAGCAAGGCCAAUCAAGCGCCGCCUGCGCCGACUACCUCACAGCCACCCUUCGAACUGGGUGGAAAACCAGGCCAGGGCACGCCAAAAUACGCCAAUGCUGGUCUGCGGCAGGAGGACCUCAAAUUGCCUGCAGAUCCCAAGCGGCGUAAGAAGAAUAAUCAGCAGGCGCCAGCUACGCCGGCCGCUCCUGCUGCAGCUAUCACACCGACAGCCACGACUUCUCCGAUCGUCAAAUCCAAAGCCCCCGAACACUUCAAGUGUCCUGUGGUCGGCUGUGAUCAUCAACUCAAAGGCUUUACUACCCAAGCCGAACUUGACCAGCAUCACAAUAUGGCACACAAGAUUGAUAUGGAACCUGUCACAGACCCUCUGGCUUUUCUUGAUGAGUCUCUUCGCUUCGCCUUUAACCUCGAUGAGAACGGGAAACAGAAGAGAAAGCAUUUGGACAAUGAAACGCCAGCGGCCGUCAAAGCCGGGAGCACAACAGCAACUCCAGUCACCAUGUCAAGAAUUCCUAGCCAGGCGAGAGGUCGACCCGAAAGUAAGCAUGACGACAUUGAUGACCCAUGGAAACACACCAAUACCAGCCUAGAGCAGCUGCGCGUUGCUUUUGGAAACAGUGAGGACUGGGACGACCUCUUUCCAUCGCAUCAGAAACAACAAGACCUGCAUAGUCGCAUGUUGGAGCAGUAUCGGAACACCAGCCCCAGGUGGCGAAAGAUCACGGAAGGUGCCAAUGGCGCUCUCACCGACACUAGCACGGAGAAGUCCAAGAGCCCGACUACGAGUGAAAAGGAUCUCCCUCCAAAAGCUGGUGUCGAUGUAAAGCCUCAGGAGGUCAAAAAGCCAGACGAUGAAUCUUGGCAGAUAAACCUGAGGGAGAUUGACGAGGACAUUGAAGGACUGGAUCUCGGCGGCUGGGACCGGUUGUCUCCGUUCGACGAGGUGAAGAGCAUUUAUGAAGGAGAUCUUGUUAUGGGAGAUGCUGAUUCGGGCGGGUUUGAGAUGGUGGAAAAACCUGCAGUCUCAACAGCGUCGACGGCGGAAUUGCAGGCCAAAGCCAUGGGCUUGGAUCUGGAAGCACCGGAGCAAUGGGACGAUGAACAACGAGAGGUUGCUCGAUUUCUGUUUCAAGGAACGGAUGAUUGGGACAAAUAUCAAGUCGGGCUUUCGAGCAAGCGGCUGGGUUGAAUUGAAUAUCCAGCUUUUGAGCAGGGAAACGGGUUUCUGGCGUUGGUGAUGGUGACACUUUGGGGGAUCGAUCAGGUUUGGCCGAUUUGGCAGCAAGGAUGGAAUGAUACCCCCAAAACGACGACGGUAAUGAAUGAUGGACGGCGUUGAAAAUAAAUUGUACAGCGGGCGGUGUUGGGUAUCCCUGGUGUUACUUGGGCCAUUCCUGCUUGUCUAUACAAAUGGACAGCAUCCGCUGUUUAUUUUGUAGUUGAAUGGAAUGCUCAUUAGUGUGGUUACUACUUUCAUGGACCAAUAUAGCCGUGCGUUUUGACACUAUGGAGCAGACAGCGGGUGUCGAGAUACAACGUGAGAUGAUAUAAGCUACCUAUAGUCCUUCAUAAUUGCAAUUGAUACAAUCAAUC